Molecule: messenger RNA, 2003 nt
Organism: Eriocheir sinensis (Chinese mitten crab)
Lineage: Eukaryota; Metazoa; Arthropoda; Malacostraca; Decapoda; Varunidae
Exons: 2
Coding region: 505-1530 (341 amino acids)
Source: RefSeq, a predicted model, not a curated record
UUCUGGUCACCUUACUAUAGAAUGGGUAUCAAAAUGUUAGAAUCGGUGCAGAGGAGGAUGACUAAGAUGAUUCAGGGGUUGAGAAACUUGCCAUACGAGGAAAGACUCAAACAGUUAAACUUGCAUUCUCUAGAAAGGCGAAGGGUGCGUAGAGACAUGAUAGAGGUUUAUAAAUGGAUGAAGGGCUUUAAUAAGGGAGACAUUCAUAAGGUUUUGUUGGUAAGAGAACCGGGUAGGACACGAAGUAAUGGGUUUAAACUGGAUAAAUUCAGAUUGAACAGGGACAUAGGCAAAAAUUGGUUUACUAACAGAGUGGUGGAUGAGUGGAAUAGGCUUAGCAGUCAUGUGGUGAGUGCCAAUACAAUUGUCACAUUCAAAAAUAGAUUAGAUAAAUUCACGGACAGCGAUAUUAGGUGAGGUAAGAUACACGGGAGCUUAGGUUCAAAGGAGCUGCCUUGUACAGGCCUACCGGCCUCUUGCAGACUCCUACGUUCUUAUGUUCUUAUGUUCCUUGACCGUUCCCUUGAGGUCAGUUCCAGCACUAUCACAAGCUCUCCCUUCCUCGGCCAUUCCCUUGAGGUCAGUUCCAGCACUAUCACAAGCUCUCCCUUCCUCGCCCGUUCCCUUGAGGUCAGUUCCAGCACUAUCAUAAGCUCUCCCUUCCUCGGCCAUUCCCUUGAGGUCAGUUCCAGCACUAUCACAAGCUCUCCCUUCCUCGGCCAUUCCCUUGAGGUCAGUUCCAGCACUAUCACAAGCUCUCCCUUCCUCGGCCAUUCCCUUGAGGUCAGUUCCAGCACUAUCACAAGCUCUCCCUUCCUCGGCCAUUCCCUUGAGGUCAGUUCCAGCACUAUCACAAGCUCUCCCUUCCUCGGCCAUUCCCUUGAGGUCAGUUCCAGCACUAUCACAAGCUCUCCCUUCCUCGGCCAUUCCCUUGAGGUCAGUUCCAGCACUAUCACAAGCUCUCCCUUCCUCGGCCAUUCCCUUGAGGUCAGUUCCAGCACUAUCACAAGCUCUCCCUUCCUCGGCCGUUCCCUUGAGGUCAGUUCCAGCACUAUCACAAGCUCUCCCUUCCUCGGCCAUUCCCUUGAGAUCAGUUCCAGCACUAUCACAAGCUCUCCCUUCCUCGGCCGUUCCCUUGAGAUCAGUUCCAGCACUAUCACAAGCUCUCCCUUCCUCGGCCAUUCCAUUGGGAUCAGUUCCAGCAAUAUCACAAGCUCUCCCUUCCUCGGCCGUUCCCUUGGGAUCAGUUCCAGCAAUAUCACAAGCUCUCCCUUCCUCGGCCGUUCCCUUGAGGUCAAUUCCAACACUACCACAAGCUCCCCCUUCCUCGGCAAUUCCCUUGAGGUCAGUUCCAGCAAUAUCACAAGCUCUCCCUUCCUCGGCCAUUCCCUUGAGAUCAGUUCCAACACUACCACAAGCUCCCCCUUCCUCGGCCGUUCCCUUGAGGUCAAUUCCAACACUACCACAAGCUCCCCCUUCCUCGGCAAUUCCCUUGAGGUUAGUUCCAACACUAUCACAAGCUUUUCAUGAGCAACUUUUACGGGUUAAUAGGUACAUAAAGAAGGCUAAUUGUCUCUUGUUAGUUAUAGUAGGGCGCUAAUAGGUAUGAUAAAAGUAAUUGAAGGUGAAGUACAUGGCGUUUAAUAAGAUGGAGGCGGUUUAGAAGAAGCUGCCGCCGUUGUUUUUUGUGUUGGUAAUGAUGUUUUUUUGUGUUGGUAACGAUUGAUUUGUUUUUAGUGAGGGAGAGCUUGGAAAAAGGCCGUGAGGGGUGGAUUAAAAUGGCUUCAGAAUAGAUAUAGUCUUUUACUGAUGAGAAAUUUAAAGGUUAGAGAUGAGAAAUAGCCUUUUAAAAUGAUGAUGAUGGUGAUGAAGAAUGAAUGAAGAAAUAAACAGGAAAGGAAUAUGAGAAAGGAAGAAGAGGAGGAGAAGAAGCAGGAGGAUAGUGACGAGAAAGACGGAGAGAAAAUAGAAAAAGGAAGAAAAGGAGGGAAAUGAAAGCCUGA